CUCGACCGGGUCUUCGUUUUGCCCUUUCACUUGCCUAGACUCCUACUUUUUCUGUGAAUCAAAUAUUUUGUCUUUUGUAAUUUAAAGAUUCCACUAAAAUCUAAGUUGUGUUUAUCGGAUAAGGGUUGUGAGAAAAUGAAUCACUCAUCUUCUGAUCAGAGCCUCUACCUUGAGAGUGAUGGAGAGGAGGAGAGAAAGAACUCGUCCGAAGAAGAAGAAGACGAUGGAGCCUUUUCCGAUCAUUCUGAUACUCACAAUCAAAACCGACAUCAUUCUAAACCUAACUCAUACUCAACGGCAUGGCCAAAGAGUUACAGGCAAUCGAUUGAUCUGUAUGGAAGUUUACCAUCUCCCAGUCCUGGUUUUUUGGGUAAUUCUUCAUUAUCAAGAUUUGAAAGCUCUUUCAUGUCCUUAACAAGAAGACAUACUCCAGAAGCAUUACCUGCUGUUACAAAACCUCUGCUAGUAGAUGAAGAAGCAGCAAAGCGUAAGCGUAGCUCUCAUUCUCUACUUUCUUCCAAAGCCUCUUCCAGGGUGUCUCAUGAAAUGGGAAUCUCCAACGAUAGCUCAUUCGGACAAGCCGUUCUUAAUGGAGUAAAUGUUCUAUGUGGGGUUGGAAUAUUGUCAACACCAUAUGCUGUGAAGGAAGGUGGAUGGUUGGGGCUUCUCAUUCUCUUUGCAUUUGGUAUUCUUUGUUUCUACACUGGAUUGCUUUUGCGUUACUGCCUUGAUAGCCACCCCGACCUCCAGACUUAUCCAGAUAUUGGCCAUGCGGCUUUUGGUACCACCGGCCGCAUCCUUGUCUCCAUAAUACUCUAUCUGGAGCUAUAUGCUAUGAGUGUUGAAUACAUAAUUUUGGAAAGUGACAAUCUUUCAUCACUAUUUCCAAAUGCUGCUCUAAGCAUUGGAGGGUUUCAUUUAGAUGCACCUCAUCUAUUUGCUCUCCUUACUACCAUUGCUGUUCUCCCCACCGUCUGGCUUCGAGAUCUCAGUAUACUAAGUUACAUUUCAGCUGGAGGGGUGAUUGCAUCAGUUUUAGUGGUUGUGUGUUUGUUCUGGAUCGGUUUGGUUGAUGAAGUUGGAAUUCACAGCAAAGGGACUCCUCUGAACCUGGCAACAUUACCUGUUUCUGUAGGACUCUAUGGUUACUGUUAUUCAGGGCAUGGUGUUUUUCCAAAUAUCUACACUUCCAUGGCCAAACCCUCUCAGUUCCCUGCGGUACUCUUGACAUGUUUUGGAAUUUGUACUUUGAUGUAUGCGGGUGUCGCUGUCAUGGGAUAUAGCAUGUUCGGAGAAUCAACAGAAUCACAAUUUACUCUCAAUAUGCCUCAAGAGUUGGUUGCGUCUAAGAUUGCUUUAUGGACCACGGUAGUCAGUCCAUUUACCAAAUAUGCUUUGACAUUGUCUCCGGUUGCAAUGAGUCUUGAGGAGUUACUACCAUCAAACCAUGGCAAGUCACGUUUCUAUGCAAUCGCCAUUAGAAGCGCGUUGGCCUUCUCUACUCUGCUCGUUGGUCUUGCGAUUCCCUUUUUUGGCCUUGUCAUGUCAUUAAUUGGAUCAUUCUUGACAAUGCUCAUUACGUUGAUACUACCACCCGCUUGUUUCUUGAGCAUCUUAAGGACAAAAGUAACCCCUACUCAGGUGGUGCUUUGUAUCGUAAUUAUCACAGUAGGAGCAGUAUGUUCAGCUAUGGGCACAUAUUCAGCCCUUUCAAAGAUCAUCGAGAAGCUGAACACCUAGAAAUGAAUUAUUUUAUCCAUUUUCAAUAAGUCAGUGGAGAAUUAUUACAGCACUAUCACUUUCUUUAAAUCGAUUAUUAUCAUCUUUUUCUCAGUGGGUGAACUUUAAUUUAUAUCCACAACCACCUUAUUUACAUACAAGAAAAUGCGAACAUUUUUUUUUUGCAUCUCGAAUACUUUUUUUGUAAGUGGUGUAAGUUUACUUUACAUUCGUACUCAUUUAGCUUUAUUCUCUUAAUAUGUGCUCAUAUCUACAUUAUAUAUUUUGUUCAACAAGCAAAAUAAAAUAGCCAAACUGACUAAAGAACUGCUGCAUCAAGAAUUCAAGAGCCAAGCAGGAAACAUAAAAAAGAUCCAUGGAUGAAGACUAAGCCUUAUCUAUUCAAGUCUCAGAAAAAGGUAAAUGUCCUUCUCCCUAACGAUGCAAGCUGCAUCAAAGAUCCUAAUGAAGAGCCAAAGCCAUCUCUUUCACUAUGACUUCUCUGCCGGUGGCUACUAGUAAUAAACAACGUUGAUUGUAAACCUUGUUAUUGGUUUGUUUCUUUGCUUCCUUUUUGCAACUCUUAUAUUCUCGGAUUUGAGAAUUUUGCAGGGUAUGUACCUUCUUCAUUUCAGUACUCUCCUCUCAUCAGUAGAAUCAGGAGUUUAUGCUUUCUCUCAAUUUUGUUUACGCUACUGUUAAACAUGCUGGUCCUACUGUCAAAAUAUGGGGAUUUUUGCCAAGGCGCUUAUAAAAACUGGUUUUCACGAAA
Molecule: messenger RNA, 2491 nt
Organism: Raphanus sativus (radish)
Lineage: Eukaryota; Viridiplantae; Streptophyta; Magnoliopsida; Brassicales; Brassicaceae
Product: amino acid transporter AVT1B
Exons: 12
Coding region: 136-1740 (534 amino acids)
Cellular component (GO): plasma membrane
Source: RefSeq, a predicted model, not a curated record